AUGGGCGAAAAACGACUUAGACUAACAGAGCGACCAACAACACGUUUACUGGACACCUAUGGCGUACCUUAUAGUCAGAAACGUAAGCAGCAGCAUGUGUCCGAUCUUGAUACAAAUGAUACAUCAUAUCUUGGCACAGAACCAUCAGUCAUUUCAAAACCAAAAGCACCACUCAACAUAAUACCUAUGAAUGAACUGCAGCAACGUAUUCGUGUAUGCGUAAGAAAAAGGCCAUUGAACAAAAGAGAGACAGCAUCCAAUGAGACUGAUAUUGCAUCCAUUGUUGGCUCUCGUACAGUAGAACUUCAUGCUGAAAAAAAUCGUAUCGAUCUUAGCCGUUUUGUUGAGACUCAUUCAUUCACGUUUGAUGAAGCGUUUGACAGUCAUGUGACGAACCAAGAGAUUUAUGCAAGAACAGCUCAACCGUUAAUUGAAUAUAUCUUUGCAGGUGGUAAUGGCACAUGUUUUGCAUUUGGACAAACAGGAUCAGGAAAGACAUACACAAUGUUGGAUAGCAAUGAUGGACUUUACGUACUCGCAGCACAAGACAUAUUUCGAAUGCUCAAUCAACCCAAUCAUUCACAUCUGUCAGCAAGCGUCGGCUUUUAUGAAAUUUAUCAAGGGCAGCUGUACGAUCUGUUGAACAAUAGAAAUAAACUAGCAGCACGAGACGAUGGUAAUAACAAUGUUGUCAUUGCUGGACUCAAAGAAUAUCCGAUAAAGAACAAGGAAGAUCUAAUGGGAGUGUUUGAAUACGGUAAUCAAGGGAGAACAACAGGAAGAACAGGUGUCAAUAACAAAUCGUCAAGAUCGCACGCCGUACUUCAGAUCAUUUUGAGAGCUCAGCACAGAUCUGCAGAAGCCUAUGGUAAACUGACAUUCAUUGAUUUGGCUGGAAGUGAAAGGGGUGUUGACAGAGGCGAUGCAAAUCCUAAAACAAGGCUUGAAGGAGCAGAGAUAAACAAGAGUUUAUUGGCGCUCAAAGAGUGUAUUCGUGCUUUGGACCAAGACAAAAAGCAUACACCGUUUAGAGGGAGUAAAUUAACACAGGUUUUGCGUGAUUGUUUUAUUGGGAAUGCAAGAACCUGUAUGAUUGCCACCAUAUCCCCCAAUAGCUCUAAUGCAGAACAUACCCUUAAUACAUUACGCUAUGCAGAUAGGUAUGUGUGUAUAUAA
Molecule: messenger RNA, 1176 nt
Organism: Rhizopus microsporus ATCC 52813
Lineage: Eukaryota; Fungi; Mucoromycota; Mucoromycetes; Mucorales; Rhizopodaceae
Product: kinesin-domain-containing protein
Exons: 6
Coding region: 1-1176 (391 amino acids)
Biological process (GO): microtubule-based movement
Molecular function (GO): ATP binding; microtubule motor activity; microtubule binding
Source: RefSeq, a predicted model, not a curated record